CGAUGACAGUGCAGUGGCAGCGCUUCGCGAAGGGCACUCUCGUCGCCCCGGUCCACUCUCCUUUUUCCGCCGGCGGCGGCGCGACCGCAGCGUGCGCCUCCAUCGCCGGCCAGGCGCGCUACCUAGUCGCUGAGGGCUUUAACGCUGUCUUUGUCUGCGGCACGAACGGCGAGUCCUUCUCCUGCUCGCUCGCCGAGCGCAAGGCGAUGCUCGAGAUGUGGAUGAAUACGGAGGAGGUCCGGGCGAAGAAGCUGCGCGUGCUGGCCCACGUCAGCUGCCUCGCUCCGCCCGAGACGGUCGAGCUGGCGAGGCACGCGGCGGCCCUCGGCGUGGAUGCCGUCUCGUACAUGGUGCCGUGCUUCUUCAAGCCGGUCGGCGACGCCGCCGUCGCGAAGAUGCUCGCCGACUUUGCCCUGGCGGUGCCGACGACUCCGGUGCUCUUUUACCACUUCCCGGACAUGACUGGCGUGGCGUGCAGCAUGGAGCGCGUGCUGGUGGCGGCCAGGGAGGCGGCGCCGAACGUCGUGGGCGCAAAGUUCACGCACAACGACCUCGCGGACAUGCAGGCCUCGAUCCGGGCCGGCUUCGACGUCCUCAUCGGCAGCGGCGACGAGCUGCUUCUGCCCAGCCUCGUGCUCGGCACCGCCGGCGGCUUCUCUGUGCCGGGCAUGAUGGGCGGCAACCGCGCCAUCCUCGGCAUCUUCGAAGCGUACGAGCGGGGCGACCUGGCCGCCGCGGCAGAGUAC
Messenger RNA from Emiliania huxleyi CCMP1516, 746 nucleotides. RefSeq lists its product as hypothetical. NCBI's taxonomy places the organism in Eukaryota, Haptophyta, Isochrysidales, Noelaerhabdaceae. Gene Ontology annotation, biological process: N-acetylneuraminate catabolic process. Gene Ontology annotation, molecular function: 4-hydroxy-tetrahydrodipicolinate synthase activity; N-acetylneuraminate lyase activity. The transcript is spliced from 2 exons. The annotation marks the transcript as partial. The record is from RefSeq and is a predicted model, not a curated record.